UUCCCAUGAAUUACUUUUUAUUAAGUUGGAUAUAGUUUUCUGUGGAUUAAAUCAAAGUCAAAUCUACUAAAAAUGAUAUUUCGGUCAAUUAAAUUAACUAAAUCUGAAUUCGCUUCAGGUGACAUUGUCCAAAAAAUUUGCUAGUGUCUAAGAAUCGGUAAAAAAAUGCAUAGCCACACUGCUGGAAGUAUAGUAGAAUCUCCAAUUUGUAAAUAGUGAACUGAUUUUGUGUGAAUAAACUAUCCCGAAUCAAGCAUUCAUUAAGUUUUAAAUAAGCAUCUCUUAAAAUCUGCUAACGGAAAAGUUGUAACUUUAGUGUUUGAGUUAACAAAAUUAAGUACUCAGUUAUUUGGUGAAAAAUCAAUAAUCUUACGCAAAAAGAAACUUGGACAUUUAAGUGUUUUACCACACCCGUAAUACAAAAGAAACUCUCAACAUGACGUGAUUGAUUAAAUUCUAUCUAAUAUUGUGGGGAAAAAGCAAAAAAAUGGAUCCACCAACGUUUAAUGAAGCUGAAUUGAAUUGCCAAUAUACAGCUCUACAAGAUUAUGAACAAUAUCAAUCGCGGUACCCAAACUCCUCAAUAUACGUCACCAAGUCUCCUGAGUUGGCACUUUCAAGAGCAGGGGGCCAAUGUUCAUAUGGAUCGGAUCACAAUGCACCUAAUUUAAUUGGACCACAAGGACAACUUGCCUCUUCGCAGGAACAGAAUGAGCCUGUUAUACAAGAACGCUCGUCAGUCUCUACUGUGAGAUACAUGCAAGCCUCACAAUAUGAUGAAAUGCCAGACUAUGGUCUAAAUGCUUGCCCCGUCGAAUCCCACUAUAUUGAGAAUCCCACCAUUGCUUACGGAUAUGUAUCAGAAGUUAAUUUUGAUUUUCCCAUUGAAGCUGGCAACACUAAUUCUUACUCACCAAGGCCAUUACUAUUUGACAGCAAUCUCAAUGGUUCAGAAUCAGCACUUCCUUCGGAUGUAGCAAGGACUUACGAUGGUCAUACUGAUUAUCAAAGUAAAAUGGCACAACUUACUCUAACACCAAUGGACGCGGUUUCACACAUAAGAGAUUCAAAACAUUUGCUCAUGGAAGGUUCAGGAAGUGACAUAUGUUCAACAAUGAGAUGGCGUGACCCAAAUCUUUCAGAAGUUAUAAGUUUUUUGAACAAUCCAAAUAAUGAAAUUAAAGCAAACGCAGCAGCUUAUUUACAGCACCUAUGUUAUAUGGAUGAUCCAAACAAGCAGCGAACUCGGACUCUGGGUGGAAUCCCGCCGCUUGUACGUCUGCUAUCGUACGAUGUUCCAGAGAUUCACAAGAAUGCAUGUGGUGCUCUACGAAAUUUAUCCUACGGAAGACAAAAUGAUGAAAAUAAACGCGCAAUUAAAAAUGCAGGGGGCAUAACUGCGCUUGUAAAUUUGUUGUGCAGAACACAAGAAUCAGAAGUAAAGGAAUUGGUCACUGGAGUUCUAUGGAAUAUGUCUUCCUGUGAGGACAUCAAACGCUCGAUUAUUGAUGAAGGUUUGAAUGCUAUUGUUAGUAACAUUAUUAUACCCCACUCGGGUUGGGAUGCGGUUUGUGCAGGAGAAACAUGUUACUCCACAGUUUUUCGAAAUGCCUCAGGAGUUUUACGCAAUGUCAGUUCUGCCGGAGAGUUUGCAAGGACUAGUCUGAGAAACUCGGAACACCUAGUAGAGUGUCUUAUAUAUGUGGUGAAAAUGGCUAUAGAAAAGAACAACAUUGGAAAUAAAACCGUCGAAAAUUGCGUUUGUAUUUUACGCAAUCUAUCAUAUCGCUGUCAAGAAGUGGAAGAUCCUAAUUACGAUAAACAACCAAUGCCAAUACAAAGCCGACCUCAAUCGAAUUCCUAUAAAGGAGAGAAUCUCGGCUGUUUUGGGACAAGUAAAAAGAAAAAGGAGGCUGCACAAAGUGAACAUCAAACAGAAAAUAAUUAUACUCCCAGCACUUCGAAGAAUUCAGUACCCAACAGUUCAUCACACAAACGAUAUGAACUUUUGUGGCAACCAGAGGUUGUGCAGUACUAUUUAGCUUUAUUGCAAAGUUGUUCCAACCCGGAAACUUUAGAAGCGGCUGCAGGCGCUAUUCAGAACCUUUCAGCCUGUUAUUGGCAGCCAAGCAUUGAUAUUCGCGCCACAGUUCGCAAAGAAAAAGGGCUACCCAUAUUAGUAGAACUGCUCCGUAUGGAAGUUGAUCGUGUUGUUUGCGCAGUGGCAACAGCUUUACGAAAUCUUGCUAUAGACCAACGCAACAAAGAGCUUAUUGGGAAGUACGCCAUGAGAGAUUUAGUCCAAAAGCUUCCAACUGGCAAUCCACAGCACGAUCAGAACACCUCCGAUGACACAAUUACUGCAGUAUUAGCCACAAUUAAUGAAGUAAUAAAGAAAAAUCCGGAGUUUUCACGAUCGUUGCUGGAUGCCGGUGGUGUUGAUCGCUUGUUAAGCAUAACGAAACAGCGCCAAAAAUAUACAUCAUGUGUGUUAAAGUUCGCCAGUCAGGUUUUGUUCACAAUGUGGCAACAUCAUGAAUUACGCGAUGUUUACAAGAAAAACGGAUGGAAAGAGCAAGAUUUCGUAUCAAAGUCAUUUACAGCUCAUAAUAUUUCGCCAAAUUCACCCAAUAACGUAAACAACACUCUUAACAGACCCAUGGCUUCACAAGGUCGAACAAGAUAUGAAGAUCGAACGAUACAAAGAGCUCCAAAUAAUACGGCUCGCAAUAAUACAGGAAAUGAUUUUACAAGCUGCAAUGAGUCACCACUCCUUUGUCAAUUGGUCGAUGAUGCAUCGAGCAAUGGUGUAGGCAAUGACACUUAUCAACGGAGAAAUCAAAAUCCUCAAGCGGCUAUGUAUAUACCCAUCAUGGAAGGCGGACGGAAUCAUUCCAAUUAAAAAAUUAUAACUUUUAAAUACUUUUCAUAUUUCAUAAAUAUAAUAAAAUGCACUUACAAAUAUGUUUCAACAGAUAAUAUAUCGAUACCUCAGGGUGCAUUUGCUUUAAGUUAAAUACAUAUAACUUCUUGUCCGAUUAAUGCAAAUGAAAGUUUGAUUUUAUUUGCAGUGAAGACUGUACGAUAACGACACCAUCAAUAUCAAAUAUCACAAAAAAUUAUAGAGAAAUGAAAUAUCUAAGGCAAAUUUCAAGAAAAUCUCGCUUAACACAUUUGUGCACUGAAAUAUCGAUAUUCUAUAAAUGUAUACAAAAACUAGUUUACACGAUAAAAGGGGUAUAUAAAACGAGGUAUAUUUACCAAUACGUAUAAAUAAAAUUUACAUUCUCGAAAUGCGGUUAAUACGAACAUAUAUAAUAAAAUUUCUUGGUAGUAA
This is a messenger RNA of Anastrepha obliqua, 3337 nucleotides long. RefSeq names its product catenin delta-2 (gene p120ctn). Gene Ontology annotation, cellular component: nucleus; plasma membrane; adherens junction. Gene Ontology annotation, biological process: cell-cell adhesion; cell-cell junction assembly. NCBI's taxonomy places the organism in Eukaryota, Metazoa, Arthropoda, Insecta, Diptera, Tephritidae. The transcript is spliced from 5 exons. Bases 488 to 2902 code for a protein of 804 amino acids. Gene Ontology annotation, molecular function: cadherin binding. The record is from RefSeq and is a predicted model, not a curated record.